Molecule: messenger RNA, 1260 nt
Organism: Cataglyphis hispanica
Lineage: Eukaryota; Metazoa; Arthropoda; Insecta; Hymenoptera; Formicidae
Product: piggyBac transposable element-derived protein 4-like
Exons: 2
Coding region: 1-1260 (419 amino acids)
Source: RefSeq, a predicted model, not a curated record
AUGUGGAGAAAUAACAGUGAAAAUUUUAAUGAUGAGUUGUUCAUGGACGCGCUAUCAGACUGUUCUGAAGGCAACGAUAUGCAGAUAAGCGAUUAUGAAUCUAGCGAAAAUGAUAGUAUUGUUCGUCCCAUACGUCAAAAUAAUCGUCGAAUACUUCUGAGCGAAACGGAAGAUGAUGCUGUGAGUUCCACCUCUGACACGGAUGAAGACAGUAUUGUCAAUGAUGACGAUGAUUGGUCACAGAAUGAUAUAGAACUUCAGCUAGAAGCAUAUGGUCGAACUUCAAGCGUGAACACGCUACCUCAAGAUCAAGAAAACGUAUGCGAAAUAGUGCAGUUGUUUCUGGGUAAUGAUUUAUUUGAAUUAUUUGUAACAGAAACAAAUAGAUAUCACUCUCAGGUUGUAAACAGGUAUAAAGAAUAUAAAACACUGAGAUGGGUUGAUGUCACAUUGACAGAAAUGAAAAAGUUUCUGGGUUUAAUUAUCUUGAUGGGACAAACACGUAAAGAUGAUAUAUAUGACUAUUGGUCAACUUUUUCAUAUAUAGAAACCCCAAUUUUUCCAAAAAUAAUGAGUCGCAAUAGAUUUAUGCAAAUAUGGAGAAUGUGGCAUUUUUGCAAUAAUGAUCUAUUGUAUGACAAGACCGACAAAUUAUUCAAAAUUAGAGAAGUUUUAAAUUAUGUACAAAACAAAUUCCAAACUGUAUAUACGCCAAAGCAAGAAUUGUCACUGGAUGAAGGCAUAAUACCGUGGCGAGGCAGAUUAUCUUUUCGCACCUAUAAUCCCGCAAAACUUGUAAAAUACGGAAUUUUAGUGCUCUGCGAAGCAACAUCAGGAUAUAUUUGCAACUUCAAAGUAUAUUCAGGCACAGCAGGAAGAUUACAAGAUACGGUUUUAUCAAUUCUACGUCCUUAUAUGGGAUUCCAUCAUCACAUUUACAUGGAUAAUUAUUACAAUAGCGUCAAUACAGCCGAAUUACUGCUACAGAAUUCUACGAGAAUUUGUGGAACAAUAAGGUCAAAUAGAGGAUUGCCACAGAAUUUAAAGAACAUUAGAUUAAAUGAACAUGAAACGAAAUUUGCGAGAAAGGGACAAGUUCUUUUACACCUGUGGCAAGCAAAGAAAAACCGACUAGUAAGAACCAUUUCAACCAUUCACUCAGCAGAAAUGAUGAUCAUUCGAGGGUCAGCCAUUGCCUGCGUUCAAUCAUCGAUAUGCUACUCGAUGUCCAAGACCCAUGACGAGGACAUAGCAGGAUGA